Molecule: messenger RNA, 577 nt
Organism: Physella acuta
Lineage: Eukaryota; Metazoa; Mollusca; Gastropoda; Physidae
Source: RefSeq, a predicted model, not a curated record
AUGACACUUAUCAACUGCGGUGGUCUGUGCUAUUCAGUUCAAGACAAUAAUGGAAACAGCAAAAAUGAACACUUCCGGAAAAACUCUUUCAAUUGGCCUGUACUUACAUUAAACACUGGAACAAGUGCAGAAAAUACUCUUUCACAGAACGUCGAACAAUUAUUUCAAGCUGAUCCAGGGCUUCGUGGGCCUAUUAUUUUCAAUAUUUACAACACCAACAAUGUCAACGGACACAACGUUGUUGUAAAUGGCAAGAUGAACGUGAAUACUGCGGACUCUCAGGAAGACGACGAUGAGGACAGUGGAGAUGAAAGUCAAUAGAGCACAGUCGUUUAUAGUACAUUGUAAUGGUGAAGGACACACAUCUACACACACAUUUAAAGAACAUUGUCAUGGUGAUAGACACAAAUCUACAUACACAUUUAUAGAACAUAUUUUAUAACGAGAUUUUCCAAGGAUGUUCACUUUAUACAAAGCACAAUUUAAAAAGUAAUCAGUUGGUAAAGCGAGACAUCAGAAAAUACUAGUUCAAGAAUUCAAGAAAUGUUUUAUUUUAUUCAAUAAAUGGAGGAAAACA